AUGAAAUUAAUGUUUUUUUUUUUAAAGAAAACAUAAAUAAAUAUAUUGAUAUCAUUUAUUAAUUUAAAUUUUUAAUUUUUUUUUUUUUCUUCCUAUCCAAAUAAAUUAAUCAUAAAUUUUAUUAAUUUAUAUUUCUUUUUAACUAUUUGUUAGUUUUUAAAAUAUUUAUUUUAUUAUUUUUAAAAUUUAUUAGUUACAUUUUUUUUACCUAAUUACCAAAUAAAAUAAAUAAAUAACUAAAUAAUAGUUAUUAAUUUAUUGAAUAAUUUAAAUAUAUACUUUUAAAUAUGCAUUUUAUAUUAAAUAAGCAAUAAAAAAAUUGUUUUUGAAUAAAUAAAUUAGCUAAUAUUUUUUCAUCUAAAGUUCUGUUUUAAAAUAUAUAAUUUACUUUUUAUUUCUCUGAUUAAGCUGUUUAUGAUGCUUAUAUAAAAUUAUUUUUGGUUAAAAUGGAAAUGCUUAUUCGCAUAUUAAUUGAUUUGUUGA
This is a messenger RNA of Tetrahymena thermophila SB210, 483 nucleotides long. RefSeq names its product transmembrane protein, putative. The transcript has a single exon. NCBI's taxonomy places the organism in Eukaryota, Ciliophora, Oligohymenophorea, Hymenostomatida, Tetrahymenidae. The record is from RefSeq and is a predicted model, not a curated record.